AUGGGCACACGCCCUCAAGGCUCUGGUGCGACGCCGCGAUUGGGUUGGCUGGCUCAGCUGAAAGAGGAAUUGGUGACACCUGAGUUUCUAGCGUUGAAAGGUUUCCUCCAAAAAGAAAAGCAAUCGGGAGUCAAAAUGUUUCCGCCGGAGAACGAAAUAUAUUCCUGGUCUCGCCAUACGCCCCUUCACAAGGUGAAAGUGGUGAUUGUCGGACAAGAUCCCUAUCACAAUCAUAACCAGGCUCAUGGCUUAGCAUUUUCUGUUCGACCUCCGACUCCAGCUCCUCCCUCCCUAGUCAAUAUCUACACAGGUAUCAAAAAUGACUACCCGUCCUUUCAACGACCACCUAACAAAGGAGGGCUUCUGACACCAUGGGCUGAGCGUGGAGUAUUGCUUCUUAAUACCUGUCUAACAGUCCGUGCACACCAAGCUGCUAGUCACUCAAACAAAGGAUGGGAACGGUUUACACAGAAAGCAAUUGACAUUGUAGCUAGAGUGCGAUCUCACGGAGUUGUCUUUCUUGCAUGGGGUACACCCGCUGGGAAGCGUGUGGCAGGUAUUAACCGACAGAAGCAUUACGUACUUCAAUCGGUUCAUCCUAGCCCACUCAGUGCAUCCAGGGGCUUUCCAAGAAGGUUCAGGUUUAGUACGGCUGAGCUGCGAGCGCGCGAGAAGCUUGCGCGUAGGAUAGAACAACAGUUUCCUAAGCCGGAAGUAGCUGCGAUUGCUCAAACUGCUGGUAGAAUACAAGAAUUCACAUAA
This is a messenger RNA of Aspergillus oryzae RIB40, 762 nucleotides long. Its product is annotated as uracil-DNA glycosylase. The record is from RefSeq and is a predicted model, not a curated record. Gene Ontology annotation, cellular component: nucleus; mitochondrion. The transcript is spliced from 4 exons. Gene Ontology annotation, molecular function: uracil DNA N-glycosylase activity. NCBI's taxonomy places the organism in Eukaryota, Fungi, Ascomycota, Eurotiomycetes, Eurotiales, Aspergillaceae. Gene Ontology annotation, biological process: base-excision repair; base-excision repair, AP site formation via deaminated base removal. Bases 1 to 762 code for a protein of 253 amino acids.